This is a messenger RNA of Arvicola amphibius (Eurasian water vole), 1866 nucleotides long. RefSeq names its product dopamine beta-hydroxylase (gene Dbh). Gene Ontology annotation, molecular function: dopamine beta-monooxygenase activity; copper ion binding. Gene Ontology annotation, cellular component: secretory granule membrane. The record is from RefSeq and is a predicted model, not a curated record. The transcript has 12 exons. The coding region runs from base 1 to 1866 and encodes 621 amino acids. NCBI's taxonomy places the organism in Eukaryota, Metazoa, Chordata, Mammalia, Rodentia, Cricetidae. Gene Ontology annotation, biological process: norepinephrine biosynthetic process; octopamine biosynthetic process; dopamine catabolic process.
AUGCCGGCUCACCGCACCCACCAGCGCUGCUGGAGCAGCCUCCCCAGCCCCAGUGCCCGUGAGGCUGCUUCCAUGUAUAGUACGGCUGUGGCCAUCUUCCUGGUCAUCCUGGUGGCUGCACUGCAGAGCUCAGAGCCACCGGAGCACCCAUUCCCCUACCACAUCCCCCUGGACCCCGAUGGGAUCAUAGAGCUUUCGUGGAACAUCAGCUAUGUCCAGGAGAUCAUCCACUUCCAGCUCAAGGUGCGAGGGCUGAGGGCUGGGGUUCUGUUCGGAAUGUCAGAUCGAGGUGAGAUGGAGAAUGCUGACCUCAUCAUCCUCUGGACUGACGGGAACAGACCCUACUUUGCGGAUGCCUGGAGUGACCAGAAGGGGCAGCUCCAUCUGGACACCCAGCAGGACUACCAGCUGCUCCAGGUGCAGAGAACUCCUGAUGGCCUGUCCUUGCUCUUCAAGAGGCCCUUUGUCACCUGUGACCCCAAGGAUUACCUCAUUGAGGAUGACACUGUCCACCUCGUGUAUGGGAUCCUGGAGAAGCCAUUCCAGUCACUGGAGGCCAUCAACAUCUCAGGCCUGCAUACGGGGUUGCAGCGCGUGCAGCUUCUGAAGACUGAGGUCCCCACUCCAGACAUGCCUGCGGAUGUACAGACCAUGGAGAUCCGGACCGCUAACGUUGUCAUCCCUGACAAUGAGACCACAUACUGGUGCUAUGUCACUAAGCUGCCCACAAACUUCUCACGACACCACAUCAUCAUGUAUGAGGCCAUUGUCACCGAGGGCAAUGAGGCCCUGGUGCACCACAUGGAGGUCUUCCAAUGUGCAUCUGAGUUUAAGACCAUCCCCAGCUUCAACGCACCCUGUGACUCCAAAAUGAAGCCUAAUCAACUCAACUACUGUCGCCAUGUGCUGGCUGCAUGGGCCCUGGGGGCCAAGGCAUUUUACUACCCAGAGGAAGCUGGUGUUGCCUUUGGGGGCCCGAACUCUUCCCCGUAUCUCCGACUGGAGGUUCACUAUCACAAUCCAAGGCACAUACACGGACGGCACGACUCCUCUGGCAUCCGCCUAUACUACACAGCCACUCUCCGGAAAUACAAUGCAGGCAUCAUGGAGCUGGGCCUGGUGUACACGCCCGUGAUGGCCAUCCCUCCUCAGGAGACUGCGUUUGUCUUGACUGGCUACUGCACGGAUGAGUGCACCAGGGUGGCGCUGCCAAACACUGGAAUCCACAUCUUUGCCUCCCAGCUCCAUACACACCUGACUGGCAGGAAGGUGAUCACUGUGCUCGCCCGGGGUGGCCAAGAAAGUGAGAUCGUGAACAGAGACAACCACUACAGCCCCUUCUUCCAGGAUAUCAGAAUGCUGAAGAAGGUUGUGUCUGUCUUGCCGGGGGACGUACUCAUCACUUCUUGUACAUACAACACAGAAGGCAGGAAGCUGGCUACUGUGGGGGGGUUUGGAAUCUUGGAGGAGAUGUGUGUCAACUAUGUGCACUACUACCCCCAGACAGAUCUGGAGCUCUGCAAGAGUGCCGUCAAUGACCGCUACCUCCAGAAAUACUUCGACCAGGUGAACAGUUUCAGCAAUGGGGAGGUCUGCACCUGCCCUCAGGCCUCUGUCCCUGAGCGGUUCAGCUCCGUGCCCUGGAACUCUUUCAACCGUGAGAUGCUCAAGGCGCUGUACCGCUUCGCCCCCAUCUCCAUGCACUGCAACAAGACCUCAGCUGUCAGCUUCCAGGGUGAGUGGAAUCUAAAGCCUCUGCCUGAAAUCACAUCCACACUGAAAGAACCCACCCCGCACUGCCCCACCCACCAAGCUGUGAGCUGCACUAACUCCACCAUGGUCAGCAUCCAAUGGGGCAGAGACUAA